Messenger RNA from Salvelinus namaycush (lake trout), 1833 nucleotides. Its product is annotated as zinc finger and SCAN domain-containing protein 32-like. Gene Ontology annotation, cellular component: nucleus. The transcript is spliced from 6 exons. Bases 173 to 1537 code for a protein of 454 amino acids. Lineage: Eukaryota; Metazoa; Chordata; Actinopteri; Salmoniformes; Salmonidae. The record is from RefSeq and is a predicted model, not a curated record.
UGAUGAGGGGAGUGGAACCUCAACCCAGCACGUUAUCGUGAUAGAGUCUGCAGAGGCUGCAGGUCCUGGGGUCAAGCAGGAGAGGACUGAAGGAGAGAAGGACCCACGGCACAGCAGAAACAUCCAGACUGAAACAGCGGCUGUAGCCACGGAGGACCUCGCCACCGCCGCCAUGCCCCAGGCCAGGACCAGACACAGCAUCUUGGAGGAGGAGGAGGGUCCAGAGGUGCUGCUGGUGAAGGAGGAUGGUUGUGAGGAGGGUCUGGGUAACACUGAGGAGACCAUGGUCAUGGAGGACAACCAGACUACACCUCCUCCUGAACCCACAGAGGAACCAGCUGAGCAGCACAGGACCACACACAGUCUCACUGAGUCAGUAGACAUGGAGGAUGGGAAGCUUGAUCUGCUGCUGGUCAAAGAGGAGACAAUCGAAGACGAACCAGAAAGCAUUGACCUGCUGAGUGGACUAAAGAUGGGGGAGCAAGGUGGUUGGCUGGAGGCUAACAGAGGAGACUGGGCGGCCGUCUUGGAUUUUCAGACCCAGACGGGUGCAGCCAAGGGCCCAGGGGACAACAUUACCGAGCAGGCCAGGACCAGAGGCGACAUAGUGGAGUCUGCAGUCAAUGAGGACCAGCUGAUGUCUGGUGUUGCUGGCGGAAGAGACUGGACAUCUGAGGUGGGUGGUCACAAACCCUGGCCCCAGAUCAAAACCCUGGAUCUGGAGCCAUCACUCUUCCUUCCCGAGUCGGAACUAGUACCCAACCGCGAGGGAAAGAGACUCCACCACAACCACUACACAGAACACAACCAGUGGACAGGUGGACUGAACAACCUCAGUCCUGGUGGUCAUCAGAGAGACAGAGGCUCCAAUCAGGGAUCCAGUAUGCAGCCCAGACCCUUCUCUUCACAGUCUCAGUGCAGGGAUGGAGCAGGUCCUGGGGCUGAUAGAGAUCGACCCUCCUGUUCCUAUGAUACAAACACCACAGUAUCAAUGAUGAACAGAGCAGGUCACCCUGGGCUUCAGCCUUCAGAGAGAGUGGUGGGAGACCCCCCUGGUGGUAGUCUAUCAGCAAGUCUGUCUUCUCCUUCAGGGCCUCGUCCAAUGCCUGGUGACUUGGUUAAUAGAAGGUCUGGGCCUGGGUCUAGCCUUCCUCACUUACCUCAGGUUUACCCCACCAAUACAGACAGGGUCAGGAUGGGCGUUCACCAUAAGAGGUACCUAGCAUAUAACACAGCACACAAUCCCAACAACACCCAAACAAUGGCUAGAGGUCAAGGAGGGAGCUCAAAAACGCUUGCUUCUACCUCCUCUGGUGUCAUUGAGUCACAAUGUGGGAGGCCGAGCAUUAGGACGGACGCCGACAAGCCGUAUGCCUGCCCCACGUGUGGGAAGCGCUUUGCUGAGGCAAGGUAUGUGAAGCAGCACCAGACUGUUCACACCAAGGACAGCUUCAAUUGCAAAUUAUGUCACAAGAGCUUCUCCUUCCUGAGUAGCCUUAUCAGACAUAGGAGUGUCCACAAUGGGGAGAAAUCGUAGCAGUGUGUCUUGAGAUGUACGCAGAGGAUAUCUGGGAAUCAUUCCUUAUCUGACAUAUUAUAGUUAUAAUGUUUAGUGUCUUGGGAUAAGAGGGUAAUUAACCACAUACCCCUUAUUAACCCCUUUAACUUAGAAUUAUUUAACAGGCUUGUGUUAAUAACUGUUUUUUAGAGAGAUAGUAAACCUAGGCUAGAACAAGUAUAGUUCAAUAUUCUCUGGUCUGAUGAAACCAAGAUUGAACUCUUUGGCCUGAGUGCCAAGCGGCGCGUCUGGAGGAAACCUUGCACCAUCCCUAC